This is a messenger RNA of Wallemia ichthyophaga EXF-994, 2958 nucleotides long. RefSeq names its product Indoleamine 2,3-dioxygenase family protein. NCBI's taxonomy places the organism in Eukaryota, Fungi, Basidiomycota, Wallemiomycetes, Wallemiales, Wallemiaceae. Gene Ontology annotation, biological process: 'de novo' NAD+ biosynthetic process from L-tryptophan. The transcript has 4 exons. The record is from RefSeq and is a predicted model, not a curated record. Gene Ontology annotation, cellular component: cytoplasm. Gene Ontology annotation, molecular function: metal ion binding; heme binding; indoleamine 2,3-dioxygenase activity. Bases 1 to 2958 code for a protein of 985 amino acids.
AUGUCAAGAUCGCUGAUGAUGGCCACGGAUCAAGAAGCGCUCUCCGCCAAAAUGAAUUCCAAUACAAAAUUACCUCAUCAGCAUUUCCUAUCGCAGCGCUCGCUCACCUACUCCGGAAGCUUGGACUGCUCCACGCUUGCCGCUGCCGAUUUCGACGUCGAUCCCAGAUCCGCGUUUCUCCCACCAGAAGAGCCUUUGAGGAGGUUAUCUGAGUGCUAUGAUAUAUGGGAGUUAGCGUUGGAUUCUGCCCAAAAUCUCCCUCUUCUUCUAGACGGUGCUAACAACGAGGUUUCGAAUACAUGGCGUAAUGCCAUCUGUGGCAUGUCUGUACUCGAGCCCCCUACUAUCCUUUCCGACGGUAUCCGCUCGGUUCGAAGAGCAUACACUGUGCUGUCGUUCCUCGCUCAUUUCUUCGUUCACUCGCAGCCAGCGCACAAGAAGCAGACUACGCAAUCGACACAGAUCAUACCACGCUCCAUCGCGAUUCCUUGGCAUACCACCGCUCUGGCUCUCGGUCUACCUCCGAUCCUCACCUACGCCUCCACAGUACUGUGGAACUGGGAGUACAUUGACAAAUCAAAGGGCCUUAGACGUGGAAAUCUCCGAGCACCCUUGACUUUCACUCAAUCCCGCGAUGAAGAACACUUCUACUUAACUUCGGCGCAUAUUGAAGUAGAGGGGAGAUUAUGUUUGGAGAGGAUGUCUCAAUGUCUCGAUGAAGCGUUUAUGGCAGACGUAUCACCGCAGGUGUCGUUUCCCAGGAUGUGCAGGCAGUUGACUGAUCUAGCCGCUCAAAUAAAUGUGCUUACAGAGAUACUCGUCGCAGUGCGUGCAGAAUGCAGUCCCGAAGUGUUCUACACGAGCAUAAGGCGAUGGUUCAACGGACCAAAUGGCGAGGGCAAGUGGCAUUACGAAGGCGUCGACCCGCUGGGGGUGUAUAGAGACUACGGCGGACCAUCUGCAGGGCAAUCAUCACUAAUUCACGCUAUAGAUGCCUUCCUGGGGGUAAAUCAUGCUCCUGUAGACGACGAAGCUGAUUUCGACGACACUUUUAUGCGCAGAAUGCAGACGUACAUGCCUGACUAUCACAGGCGGUUCCUUAAUCACCUCAAAUGUGUCGAACCGAGCUGCCGGGAUGUCGUGGGUACGUCGCAUAAUGCUGACCUGCAAUCUGCGUACAAUGGUGCGAUAGAAUCGAUGAAGAAGUUGCGUAGUGAACAUAUCAAGAUAGCUACGCUGUAUGUUGUGACGCAGUCGCGCAAGGCAGAGAAAGAAUCAGACUCAAAUUCAGCAAAUGUCCCGGAAUCGCGCGAUACGGAUAUCAAAGGUACAGGAGGGACAUCAUUGAUAAAGUUUCUCAAGACAUGCCGCGAUAGAACACAUUCGACGUUGUUGGAAAGUACAGUGGGAGUAGAGAGAGAAAAAAUUGAUUUCGGUGGCAAUGUCGGUAGCGGUGGUGUGCUGCGAGCUGCAGAAAAGGUACUUGGCAGCGUAAAAGAGGGAUUUCUGGGUUAUGGGUUUGGGCCAGUGACAGCGAUUUCACGUCAGUUGAUUGUGUCGUACUUUCAGCGAAUCGAGAUUGGGAGGCUGGUUGUACUCGGUGAUGAGGGUGCUGUGGUAUUUGGAAAGGGGGAACCGGGCAAACAGCCACAAGCCACCAUCACAGUAAAGAAUCACGCUUUCUGGGUGCGUCUACUCCUAAUGAACGAUGUUGGUUUCAGCGAGGCGUACAUGUUCGGCGAUAUAGACGUCGAUGAUCUCACUUCCGUCUUCAAGAUUUUCAUAGCUAACCGCAAGCACCUCGCUGAAAUGUCGACUCUGCCUUCUUAUCUGUAUAGCUGGCUGGCGUAUGCUCUCAACACGCGUUUCGCAAACAGCAUAACGAACACGCGUCGCAAUAUCUCAGCUCACUACGAUAUCUCAAACGACAUGUUCACCAGCUUCCUCUCCCCCGAUAUGACAUACAGCUGCGGUAUCUACGAGGAUCCCAAGGCAGAUACGGAGGUGGCGUUGGCGCUUACUGGGAGCAAUGGCAGCAACGGUAGCACCACCAAUAACGGCAGCACAACCAGCAACUCGAAGAAAAAACAGAAAACACACAAACUGAAACUAAACAACAACGGCCGCACACUGGCUAAUGGGGAUGCAGUGAAUGAGGGUGAUGAUCUGCACGCUGCGCAGCUGCGAAAGCUGCACACAAUCAUACACAAAACUAGCAUUCUCCCCAACAUGCGUUUGCUAGAAAUAGGCAGUGGGUGGGGAUCGUUUGCGAUCGAGGCGUGCAAGCUUUACCCGAGUCUAAUAGUCGACACACUCACUCUGAGCACAGCGCAGAAAGAGCUCGCCGAGCAACGUAUCAGUGAUGCUGGACUGAGUAAUCGCAUCAGGGUGCAUCUCUGCGAUUAUAGAAACAUGCCACAGAGUUGGCACGCAAAUUUCGACCGUGUCGUAUCGAUUGAAAUGAUCGAAGCUGUGGGUAUAGAGUACCUGGCCCGUUACUUCGAUUGCCUUGAUUGGGCACUCAAUGACAACGGCAUCGCCGUCAUCCAGGCUAUUACCAUCCCCGAAGGUCGUUUCGGGGCUUACGUUAAGAAUGUCGAUUUCAUUCGCAAGUAUAUUUUCCCGGGUGGCGUUCUGCCUAGUCUCACAGCCCUCUUUGAUACACUCUUGGAGGGCACCAAAGGAAAGCUGGUGGUCGAUAAUGUUGUGCAGAUAGGCCCUCAUUACUCUCGCACUCUUCGCGAUUGGCGCAGGGCUUUCGAGGCGUCGUUCGAUACACAAAUUCGCCAUCAUCUCGCACUCGAACAUAAAGGAUUGUCGGAUGAGGCGAUCGAGGUGUUUAGACGCAAGUGGGUUUACUACUUUACUUACUGUGAGGCAGGAUUCGAUGCACGUGCUAUUGGCGAUCAUAUACUCACUAUCACCCGCGAAUCCAACCCACAGAUGGUGAGUGAUUAG